Messenger RNA from Apodemus sylvaticus (European woodmouse), 1750 nucleotides. RefSeq names its product makorin ring finger protein 1 (gene Mkrn1). Gene Ontology annotation, biological process: protein polyubiquitination. Bases 96 to 1541 code for a protein of 481 amino acids. The record is from RefSeq and is a predicted model, not a curated record. Lineage: Eukaryota; Metazoa; Chordata; Mammalia; Rodentia; Muridae. The transcript has 8 exons. Gene Ontology annotation, molecular function: ubiquitin protein ligase activity; metal ion binding.
CCCUCCCCUCCCUUCGCUGUCUUCUCCUUCUCUGCCGGACCGGAACUAUGUGAUCCCGGAAGUUCCGGGGCCAUUGCUGUGUGGGAUAAACAGUAAUGGCGGAGGCUGCGGCUCCCGGAACAACAGCCACAACAUCAGGAGCAGGAGCGGCAGCGGCGGCGGUGGCAGCGGCCUCCCUCACCUCUAUCCCCACAGUCGCUGCCCCGUCCCCGGGGGCGGGAGGAGGGGGCGGCGGCAGCGACGGCAGCGGCGGCGGCUGGACGAAACAGGUCACCUGCAGAUAUUUUAUGCAUGGGGUUUGUAAGGAAGGAGCUAACUGUCGAUACUCUCAUGACCUCUCAGACAGUCCAUAUGGUGUAGUGUGCAAGUAUUUUCAAAGAGGGUACUGUGUUUAUGGAGACCGCUGCAGAUACGAACACAGCAAGCCACUGAAACAGGAAGAAGUGACUGCUACAGAUCUGAGUGCAAAACCACCCCUGGCUGCUUCCUCAAGUCUCCCUUCUGGUGUUGGAUCACUUGCUGAAAUGAAUCCAGGCGAAGCUGAGACACGAAGCCCAAACUUUGCAGCUGUAGGAGCAGGUUCAGAGGACUGGGUGAAUGCCAUUGAGUUUGUCCCUGGGCAGCCCUACUGUGGCCGUACUGCCCCUUCCUGCACUGAAGCACCCCCGCAGGGCUCAGUGACCAAGGAAGAGUCAGAGAAGGAGCCAGCUACGGUGGAGACAAAGAAGCAGCUUUGCCCCUAUGCUGCAGUGGGAGAGUGUCGCUAUGGGGAAAACUGUGUGUAUCUCCACGGAGACUCCUGUGACAUGUGUGGCCUGCAGGUCCUACACCCAAUGGAUGCUGCCCAGAGGUCACAGCACAUAAAAUCUUGCAUUGAGGCCCAUGAGAAGGACAUGGAGCUCUCUUUUGCUGUUCAGCGCAGCAAGGACAUGGUGUGUGGGAUCUGCAUGGAGGUGGUCUAUGAGAAAGCCAACCCCAGCGAGCGUCGCUUUGGGAUUCUCUCCAACUGCAACCACACCUACUGUCUCAAGUGUAUUCGCAAGUGGAGAAGUGCUAAACAAUUUGAGAGCAAGAUCAUAAAGUCCUGCCCCGAAUGCCGGAUCACAUCUAACUUUGUCAUUCCAAGUGAGUACUGGGUGGAGGAGAAAGAAGAGAAGCAGAAACUCAUUCAGAAAUACAAGGAGGCCAUGAGCAACAAGGCGUGCAGGUAUUUUGAUGAAGGACGUGGGAGCUGCCCAUUUGGAGGGAACUGUUUUUACAAGCAUGCGUACCCUGAUGGCCGUAGAGAGGAGCCGCAGAGACAGAAAGUGGGAACGUCAAGCAGAUACCGGGCCCAACGAAGGAGCCACUUCUGGGAGCUCAUUGAGGAGAGAGAGAACAACCCCUUUGACAACGACGAAGAGGAGGUUGUCACCUUUGAGCUGGGCGAGAUGUUGCUUAUGCUUUUGGCUGCAGGUGGGGACGACGAGCUGACAGACUCUGAGGACGAGUGGGACUUGUUUCACGAUGAGCUGGAGGAUUUUUAUGACUCGGAUCUAUAGCGGCUUUGUGUGGCGGGAACUGGUCUGCGGAGCCUCAGGCAGUAGCUGUCCCUGUGCUGUGUGGCAGUGCGUGUGGCUCUCCUAGGCAGGCCUCUCAAACUCCAGGUGCUGUGAUCACUACCCAGGGCCUGUUCCUCUACCCUCACCUUUCCCCCAAGAGUGUGUUGUUUUCUCUGUUUCAAAAGUUACAAAAAUAAAUCUUAAAGUUA